Messenger RNA from Adineta ricciae, 843 nucleotides. NCBI's taxonomy places the organism in Eukaryota, Metazoa, Rotifera, Eurotatoria, Adinetida, Adinetidae. The record is from the annotation of a GenBank genome assembly.
AUGGGCGAUCGUCAUUUAUUUCUCGGAAAUUUAUGUCAUGUGUCUAUCGAAUGUUUACGUUCACACUGUGAGAAAUAUGGUACAAUCACUGACUUGUCUAUCAAUCGAGACAAUGAUAAUAAUAUUUAUCAUUGUUUCGGCUUUCUUGCGUAUCAAUCAGCUCAUUCGACUACAGAAUUUAUGUCUACACGACCGCAUUGUCUUAAUGGAGAGGAAAUCUUUGUUAAACGUGCUCUGCCGCGUGCAACCGCAACAAUUCCUGAACGACUUGUUGUCACAAACCGACUAGUCAUACGUCAAGCAACGAAAUACGAGAAACGAUCUCUGAGGAAUUAUUUUCAAAAACUCGGUGACAUUAGAAAGUUUGAUUACAACAAAGGUUUCAUCGACUUCGAGGAUUAUGACACUGUCGAUCGUAUUCUACUUGCACGACCACAUUAUCUCGAUGAUAGGCAAGUGCAUGUUACUAAAUUCAUCCCGACCGAACAAACAAUUGUUGAUGAAAAUGACAAUGAUGAUGAACUCACUUCUCUUGUCGAAGAAGAGACAUUCAAAAUCAAAUACGAGUGUCUUGUCAAACAAUUUGAAGAGUAUAAAGAAACGAAAGAGAAUGAAGUGAAUUUUCUUCGCAAAGAAAUCGAACGGCUAAGAGAAGAACUAUCUGACAUCACACAGGUGAAAUUAGAUAAAUUAAUAAAAAAUCAACAAUCGUUUCAUAAUCAAUUCCUCCAGCAUCGUUUGUCAACAUCGGGUUUCACUCAUGCACAAAUGUGUGAGAGUUUUCUUCAAUCAACAACGAGCAGAAAACGUCGAACAACAGAAGAUGAACAGAAUAUGUUCUGA